Molecule: messenger RNA, 1733 nt
Organism: Pseudophryne corroboree (corroboree frog)
Lineage: Eukaryota; Metazoa; Chordata; Amphibia; Anura; Myobatrachidae
Product: histo-blood group ABO system transferase-like
Exons: 6
Coding region: 1-1104 (367 amino acids)
Biological process (GO): carbohydrate metabolic process
Cellular component (GO): vesicle; membrane; Golgi apparatus
Molecular function (GO): hexosyltransferase activity
Source: RefSeq, a predicted model, not a curated record
AUGUGCUUAGAAAGAAAAUGGAUUUGUGUUUUGACCUCUCUCACGGUCCUAAUGUUGGUGUCAUUCUUCUGGUCCAACACAAAAGUGAACUCAUGGAGCUCUGGAUUUAUACUUCGCUGUCAGCCACAAACAACAAUGAAAUCUGUCACCAACCUCUCGCAGGACUCAUUAGAACAACUGGCGCUAUUAGAACAGGUCUCACUUACGAGAAUGCUGUAUGUGAAGCCGGAUACCAUGAGACCCCCGAGAUCCGACGUCUCGAUGAUGACACCUUGGUUUGCUCCAAUUGUAUGGGAUGGCAGCUUUAAUACUGACAUACUGAAUGCGCAAUUCCAUCUGAAAAAAGCCCGCAUUGGCCUCACUGUGUUUGCUAUUAAAAAAUAUACGGUCUUUGUCCAGACUUUUAUUAAAACUGCUGAAAAGUUCUUCAUGGUAGGACAUAAAGUCAACUAUUAUGUCUUUACGGACCGUGUUGGUGACAUUCCCAAUAUCACUCUCAGUGAGGGCAGACACAUGGUCAUCCUGGAAGUCCCCGGUUACAAGAGAUGGCAGGAAGUGUCAAUGAGGCGCAUGGAGAUGAUACGAGACUAUGCCAGCCAACGAUUCAUCAACGAGGUGGACUACUUGGUGUGCGUAGACGUAGACAUGGAGUUCAGUGACCAUGUUGGGGUGGAGAUUUUAAGUGAUGUGUUUGGCACAUUACAUCCUGGCUUCUAUGGAGCAUCUCGUGACCACUUCACCUAUGAGCGCAGGCGAGAGUCUACAGCUUACAUUCCUACAGACGAGGGAGACUUUUACUAUGCAGGGGGAUAUUUUGGUGGUACGGUGGAAGAGGUCUAUAAGCUGACCAACUUCUGCCAUAACGCUAUGAUGAUGGACAAGGAAAACCACAUUGAAGCCGUCUGGCAUGAUGAGAGCUAUUUGAACAAGUAUUUUCUUUAUCACAAGCCAACGAAAAUUCUCUCUCCUGAAUAUCUGUGGGACAAUCAUUUCGCGGUCCCAACAUUCCUUAAAAGAAGAAGAUUUGUUGCAGUUACCAAAAACCAUAAUGCAAUACGGAACAAACGAGCAUUGCCAUUUGCAAGAGACAAGCGAACAUUUUAGAGCUUGGUCUCCAUUCGGCAGAUUUGUAAUUUUCCAUAAAUUAGAGCUUUGGAGGCCAAGCCAAAUGCUCCCAAGGUACCAUUGUCUUACUGUUACAUAAGAUGCACUCUCUACUAUCCGUACAUUUAUGAUGUACAGACAUAGGGACAAUUUGUUGACACUUCAGCUUUUGGAAACUAAACCUAUAUCCCAAACCUAUAUCUCAGUGAACUUCCUCUUCGGGACUGCUCUCUUUGCUAUGGUGUAAGACCUUAGCAAUCAUACUUCCACUAAUGGACCUGAUGUGCAGAGCAGUUAGAAAUGAUAUGAAUGACCGCUAGUUAGACUGCCCUUAGUUAUUAACGAUUGGUGUUUUGCAUUGGUGGGAAUACUUGGCACUGAAUUUAGAGGGGCUGAUAUAGCCGAAGUAUCGUUUCUGUAAACAUCUAUUAAUACAGACACUUCUGCCAAGUUAUUAUCCCAGCGACCGAGCCACAAAUGCCCCACUUGCUGGUUGAUAAGUAAAAUUGCUGAAAUAAGGUAUCAAGGCAGCCAUUUUGAAUCUAUGCAGCACUCAGUAGAGAUGUGCAUAGAUCAUCAUGUUUUGUUUUUUAUUUCUGUAUUUAUCUUCUUGUUUUGGUUUUGAAACA